Molecule: messenger RNA, 1065 nt
Organism: Ogataea parapolymorpha DL-1
Lineage: Eukaryota; Fungi; Ascomycota; Pichiomycetes; Pichiales; Pichiaceae
Exons: 1
Coding region: 1-1065 (354 amino acids)
Biological process (GO): magnesium ion transport
Cellular component (GO): membrane
Molecular function (GO): magnesium ion transmembrane transporter activity
Source: RefSeq, a predicted model, not a curated record
AUGGAAGAUAAGUACAUUGGACUGGCGCUGGCCAUCAGUUCGUCGUUGGCGAUUGGAACGUCGUUUGUGCUCACAAAAAAAGGGCUGCUGAAAGAUGGAAGCGGAGGAGAGUCGUACUCGUACCUGACGAACCCGAUUUGGAUCCUUGGUACCUCGCUCAUGGCUAUUGGGGAAAUCGCCAAUUUCGCGGCAUACACGUUUGCUCCUCCUAUAUUGGUGACCCCCCUUGGAGCUCUUUCUGUUAUUAUUGGCGCCGUUUUGGCCUCUGUAUUUUUGAAGGAGGAACUUGGUACCUUGGGUAAAAUGGGAUGUGCAAUUUGUUUACUUGGCUCGGUGAUCAUCGUGUUGCACGCUCCAGCAGACAAAGAGGUGCAGACCGUGGACGAGAUCCUCAACUACGCGAAACAGCCAGGCUUCAUGCUGUACGCUCUUGUGGUUGGUAUCUACGCGGUGUUCAUGAUCUACAAAAUUGCUCCUAAGUUCGGAAACCAAAACCCUAUGAUAUACAUCAGCAUCUGCUCCCUGGUGGGAUCGAUUUCCGUGUGUGCGAUCAAGGCAUUCGGAAUUGCCUUGAAGCUGACCCUACAGGGCAACAACCAAUUUACACAUCCUUCUACCUACUUCUUCAUCAUUGUGGUGGUUGUGUGCAUUCUGACACAAAUGAACUACUUCAACAAGGCGCUGGCGCAAUUCGAUACUUCCAUUGUUAACCCACUGUACUACGUGACAUUUACCACAGCUACGUUGUGUGCUUCCUUCAUCUUGUUCCGCGGAUUCAAUACCACCUCGUCCGUCAAUAUCAUUUCUUUGAUUUGCGGAUUCCUCAUCAUUUUCAGCGGUGUGUUCCUGCUGGACAUUUCUCGUCACGGUACUGACACAGAUGAACUGUUUGCUACGAAGAAAGAUGGAUUAUCCGACAUUCCAUUAAACUCUGACCUGUCUGCAUACCAGUUCAGAAGAUCAAUGCAAUUGAACAGACCGAACCAGGACUCUGCGUACCACAAUCUAAACAGCGACCCAUCUGACCGCCUUCGAAGACGCUCCGACAGUUUCGAAUUGAACUAG